This is a messenger RNA of Aedes aegypti (yellow fever mosquito), 992 nucleotides long. RefSeq names its product protein snwA. The record is from RefSeq and is a predicted model, not a curated record. The coding region runs from base 102 to 869 and encodes 255 amino acids. Gene Ontology annotation, cellular component: extracellular matrix. NCBI's taxonomy places the organism in Eukaryota, Metazoa, Arthropoda, Insecta, Diptera, Culicidae. The transcript has 2 exons.
UAGUAUAAAAAGCUGUUCCUGUUCUGUUGCUAGUAUCAGUUUGAUCACAGCCUUAGAUUAGCCAAAGCGCUUUAGAGAUUAAGGCUGAUCUUAGUUAAACAAUGGCUUUUAAGUUUUUAUUAUUCCUCGUGGCAGCGGUGGGAGCUGCAAGUAUUCACGAACGCCAAUCACAGUCACAACAACAGCAGCGGCAACGUCAGUCAACGGAUGUCGUAGGACAAAACGAAGAUGGACCUGUAGGAUACGAUUUCUCAUACUCGGUACAGGAUCCAACGACGGGUGAUAUCAAAAGUCAGGAAGAAUCUCGGCGAAAUGGAAACGUACGGGGACAGUACUCGUGGGUGGAUGCCGAUGGAAACCGACAGAUUGUAGAAUACCAGGCGGAUGACCACAAUGGCUUCCAGUCGGAGCAUCGCAGAGAGCCUGCUGUGCCACGACCACGGCCUCAACAUGUUCUUCAGGUUAUUCCAGCCCCACUGUACACCAUUGAUACCGUCCUGGCUCCCGUACAUUCGUCAGUUUCUCGAGUGGACCAUCGCCGAAGACAGCAACCGGACAACCGAGAUGAACGUCGUGAUGAUCGAGAUGAUCGUGACGAUCGUGACAGCCGUGAUGGUCGUGAUGGACGCGAUGACCGGGAUAAUCGCGAAGGACGUGAUAAUCGUGAUGGACGAGAUAACCGCGACGGACGUGAAAACCGUGCUGAUGAACGAGACAACCGCAAUCGCAGUGAUGACCGUGAUAACCGUGACGGACAGAACCAAAACCGUGAGCGUCAACGGGACCAAGGUCGACGAGGUCGCGAUAGUGUCGCUCAAUCGGAAGUGCGAUUCCAGGAUCCUGUCGUUGCGUAUCAAUACAGCAGCUGAACCAUACCAAAAAGCAAAACUCGCUAAAUGAAGGAAUUAUGGAAGACGACCGUGCAUGUCAAACGCUGUAAUGUAGUCUAAGCCGCAAAUCGAAAUAAAAGUCACUGAACACGAACCGUUAAA